UGUUAUCCGUCCACUCAGCAAAAUGAAAAUUCUACUCGCCCUCUCGGCUAUCGUCAUCGCCGCCGGCGCCUUCACCGUCGACCAGCAAUGGUCCUCCUUCAAAUCCGCCCACGGCAGGACCUACGCCAGCGUGCAGGAGGAGCGCCGCCGCUUCGACAUCUUCACCGACAACCUGAAGACCAUCGCCGAGCACAACGCCCGCUACCGCGCCGGCCUGGAGAGCUGGUCCAUGGCGGUCAACCAAUUCGCCGACAUGACCCCCAGCGAGUUCAGCGCCAAGAUGGCCUACCGCAACGGGCCGAUGCCCAGGAUCGCCGGCACCCCUCACGUGUUCACCGGCCAGGCGCCGGCUUCCAUCGACUGGAGGGAGAAGAACGCCGUGACCGACGUGAAGGACCAAGGCGAUUGCGGCUCGUGCUGGGCCUUCAGCGCUGUGGGUGCUUUGGAAGGCCAGAACGCCAUUUUGAACGACAAACACGAUUCGCUCAGCGAGCAAGAGUUGCUGGAUUGCUCCACCAGCUAUGGAAACGGCGAUUGCAACCAAGGAGGACUGAUGGAUAACGCUUUUAAAUACGUCAUCGACCACGGUCUCGGCGACAACAGCACCUACCCUUACGAGGGACGACAGGGUUCUUGCAGAGCCACCAACUCACCCGCAGUUAAAAUAACCGGUUACAAGAACAUAGCGAAAGGUUCAGAAAAAGACCUCAUGGACGCCGUUGGUACUGUCGGUCCAAUUUCCGUCGCAGUAUUCGCCGAACCGAUCCAAUUCUACUUUGGAGGUAUCUUCAAAUCGCCGUUCUGCCUGAACUUCGAGUCUUUGCUGGACCACGGAGUGCUGGUGGUGGGCUACGGCGGAGAGCCCAACGACCCCUACUGGAUCGUGAAGAACUCCUGGGGUGCAGGUUGGGGCGAGAAAGGCUACUUCAGAUUGAGCAAGGACGCGAACAAUCAAUGCGGCGUAGCCGACGAAGCUUCCUACCCCGUUCUGUAAAUCUGUAGUUUAUGUAAAUAAAUGCGAAUUUCACAAAGCAA
Molecule: messenger RNA, 1035 nt
Organism: Phyllotreta striolata
Lineage: Eukaryota; Metazoa; Arthropoda; Insecta; Coleoptera; Chrysomelidae
Source: the annotation of a GenBank genome assembly